CUCGAACUCCCAAAAUGACUGCUCCCCUCACUCAAUCCCUGCACGCCAUAAGCCGGGCAGCACUAUCCAGAACCAGUCCAGCACGCCUGGUAUCCACCUGUCAAACCAAUCUAUAUCGAACCCAAACACAAACACCUCGCUCAUUCUCCUCCUCAACCCGCAAACAAACCUCAACUCCAGCAGCAAACAUGUCCAGCGCUUUAAUAGACCUCGCCAAGAACAGGCGCACGAUCUAUCAACUCGGCAAGGAAAGUCCAGUCCCAGAUUCCAAGAUCGAAGAGCUUGUCAAUGCCGCCAUUCUGCAUGUCCCCAGUGCAUUCAAUACUCAAUCUACGCGGUUAGUCGUGCUCCUACACGAUCAGCACGAUAGGCUAUGGGAUAUCGCCAUCGAGGCCUUUGAGGUCCUUGUUAAGGCGGGUAAGAUUCCGCAGGAGAUCUGGGAGAAGCAAACAUUGCCUAAGUUGCUUGGUUUUAAGGGGGCAUAUGGAACGAUCCUCUUCUACGAAGACCCAUCACACAUCAAACCGAUGCAGGAGAAGUUCGCUACCUACAAGGAUAAUUUCCUGCCGUGGGCGGACCACACCAAUGCUAUGCAUCAGUAUUUCCUCUGGACGGGUCUUGAAGCACUCGGCUUUGGCGCAAACUUGCAGCACUACAGCCCGCUCAUUGACGCUGGUGUUGCGAAGCAGUGGGAUCUUCCCAGUGAGUGGCGGAAUGUUGCUCAGUUAGUCUUUGGGAGUCCUGAGGGUGCUGCUGGGGAGAAAGUGCACAAGCCUGUUGAGGAGAGAGUCAAGGUUUUUGGGAAGCUGUAGUUUAGAUAUAAAUUUAGAUGAGGCAGGGAUUUGAGUAUAGAGUUUGGUAUAGAUUGAAUUAGAGCAGCUCCCUUGC
Messenger RNA from Penicillium samsonianum, 888 nucleotides. RefSeq names its product nitroreductase family protein. Gene Ontology annotation, biological process: cellular response to oxidative stress. The coding region runs from base 15 to 812 and encodes 265 amino acids. Lineage: Eukaryota; Fungi; Ascomycota; Eurotiomycetes; Eurotiales; Aspergillaceae. The transcript has 3 exons. The record is from RefSeq and is a predicted model, not a curated record.